Messenger RNA from Phoenix dactylifera (date palm), 661 nucleotides. RefSeq names its product cytochrome C oxidase assembly factor. Lineage: Eukaryota; Viridiplantae; Streptophyta; Magnoliopsida; Arecales; Arecaceae. Gene Ontology annotation, cellular component: mitochondrion. Gene Ontology annotation, biological process: mitochondrial respiratory chain complex IV assembly. The record is from RefSeq and is a predicted model, not a curated record.
UUGCGCACGGAAAUGGGCGAAUUAUUCUCACCGGAUCCUGGUCGCACCGCGGGCUCCACCCGAUUGAUCUCGAGCCUCGAAGCUUCCCUAGUUUCCCUUCUUGCUCCCCUCUCUCUGAUAACAGUCUCUGGUUUCAAAGAAGAAAGGGGCGAAUCCAAGUGCAUAAAAAUGUCCAAGUCAUGCAAGGGCCUGGCCAUGGAGCUCGUGAAAUGCCUCAGCGAAUCCGACUGUGUCAAGGUUGAGAAGCGACCAUACAGGGAAUGUGCAGGUGAGAAGGUGCCUUCCAUACCAAGUGAAUGUGUAGGCCUAAGGGAAACAUACUUCAACUGCAAGAGAGGCCAGGUUGACAUGAGAGCAAGGAUACGUGGGAAUAAGGGCUACUAGGUGGCGCUGGUCGAUGCAUGGGCAAAAACAUUUCCAUAGGAGGAAGCUAACCACUAUGAAUUCAUGUGGUCCAAGAUCUGACCCAAGAGUUUAUUCAUUUUUCAGUAAAUUUGUCAUUCAACAUUACUAUCUCUAUACAACGAUUUUUGUAAUCUAAUAUCAGAAACAGAGUCUACCCUCAAAAAAUAAUUUUGGAAACAAAGUGAUGGUCCAGCCAUUAUUGCUCCAUUUGUGAAAGAGAUGGGAUCUUCUUUCGGUUCUGGUCAACUGAUUUAUC